AUGAAGUUGAUCUACCUUCUACUGCUUCUAUUUCUCCCUAGGAUACGAUCCUAUGAUGUUCGAUCGGUUAGCACAUCUUGGGGAAUGGUGAGAGGCGAGGUAGUGAGCCCUGAAGGAGAAGAUCUUCCCCCUGUUGCUCAAUAUCUAGGCAUCCCAUAUGGUGUUGCUCCAACUGGACAGUAUCGCUUCAACAUGGCCAUAUCUGCCGCCAAAUGGACACACUUGCCCAAGGAUGCUCGGAAAGUGUCUCCAGUUUGCAUUCAAACCGACAUGCCAGAACUUAGUGAAACCAAAGCAUUCAAACAUACCUCUGCACAACGAUUUGACUUCAAUCAUCGAUUACUGCCAAAUUUGAAGAAGCAAUCUGAAGACUGUCUCUAUAUGAAUAUCUAUGUCCCAGAAAGGCUAGAAAGUUCUAGAGACAACUAUCUCCCAGUCAUGGUUGUAGUCCAUGGAGACGAGUAUGGAUGGGGAACGGGAAAUGCAUUCAACGGGACCACUCUGGCAGCAUACGGUCAUAUUAUUGUAGUCACUUUGAACUAUAGAUUGGGUGUUUUCGGGUUUUUGGGUCGGUGUGAAUCAUCGUCUUGUUCUGGUAAUAGUGGAAUUUCCGAUUUGGUCUCUGCAUUGACAAUGUUGAAUGUUAUCUUGCCGUCGUUUGGAGGGACUCAAAAUCGGUCACUUUGGCUGGUAAGUUGGGGCUCAGGCGCAUCCCUUGUCUCACUUCUUAUGGCCUCCCCGCUUACCCAACCAGGCCGCAGACUAUUCCGACGUGCAAUCCUCUUGGAUGGAAGUGCUUUAUCGCCUUGGGCAAUCUCCCAAAACCCACAACAGUAUUUUAUGCAACUCGCCGAGGAACUGGCGUGCGCUCCAAAAAACCGAUCCUCGUCGUUCAAUGAAAACGUGGACACAAUCCUCCGGUGCAUGCAAGUGCACUCGUCUGAGAAUAUCACAAAAGCCGUUCUCAAAAUCGAUGUUCCCACUUUUUUGUCGGGAUUUGCGCCGAUUGUUGAUGGACAGCUAAUACCUAACAAUCCUCAAGUAUCUUUCUCCACCCAAUAUGGUUCAUUAUUCCGCGAAAUUGAUCUACUGGUCGGAAUCAGUUCCAACCCUUCGCAUCACAUGAUUUCUAAUGAAGACCUGAAAGUUGGAAUAUCCAAAGAGAAACGGAUGAGAAUCUUCCGAUCUUUGGUCCGAAACUUGUACGAUUUCCAUCGGGAAGAAAUCUUGGCAUCAAUCAUAAAUGAGUAUACCGAUUGGGAAAAUCCAAGAGAUCACCCAAAAUCCAUCCGCAAUGGAGUCCUCAGCGCUUUGAGUGACGUACUUUACACCGCGCCUAUCAUCGAAACACUUCGGAGUCAUAGUCCGGAUGAAGUUCGCAAGGAGGCAAACACAUUCAUGUUCGCAUUCGCCCACGAAACGCGUUCAUGGAGUCAGGAGCAGCCGAAUAGUGGAAUCAGGGGAUCGCUUUCCGGUGAUAUCGUUCCAUAUGUUUUUGGGUAUCCAUUGGCUCAAGGGGAUAGUGAGGAACGGUUGUAUUCUGGAUUUAAUAGUGACGAUAAAGGAAUCUCGAAAGUUAUGAUGCAUUAUGUAUCGAAUUUUGUGAAAUCUGGCGAUCCAUCAAAACCGAAUCCAAUGUCGAAAAAUUUUCCAAUGGGAGACGUUUUCCACUCAACCGCUUGGCCACAAUUUGAUCAACCAAAUCGUGAAGCUUAUUUGGAAAUUACUGAUCGUCCACGUGUUAAGAACUACUACCGAAAUGCUCAAGUUGGAUUCUGGAACAAUUUCAUUCCACAAUUACACAGAAAAGGAAAGGAAACGGAGCCAGUUGGAGAAGAGCAUCAUUUGCUACAGGACCACUUUAGGAAAGAUAGCUAUUUCGGAAAAACACGACAUUUCUCAACAUUUGCUAAUAUGCCGUUCCCACCGCCACCAAUGCCACCAUCACCACCACCAGAGCUGACAACAAAGCCAAAAACCAGUGAAUCUCCAACCACACUACAAACUACAACUGAAGUUGAGCGGGUCCAAGCUGGCGGUUACGGAAGAGCACUGGCACUGGUGAUUCUCGUUGGAGUGGCUUUCCUGAUUAUCAACCUGUGCAUAUUAUUGGCAAUUCGUCGCGAGUGGGUGGGAAAGAAAAGGACCAAGAAGAAUUUCCAACUCCAGUACCAAACGUAUAAUUCGACUCACGGAGGACCAGGAGGAGCGGAACAAUAUAACAGUCUGAAUUCGCCGGAACCAUUACUAGCUGGAUCCCACAAAAACUCAAAUUCGAUGCGACCGCCGGGAAUAUCGCCGACGUGUCCACGUCACGGCCGUGCCGCACUUGCCAUGCAAAACAGCCGAGGUAACAGUUUGACUGCUGCACAAGCUCCGACACUGGAAGAGAUACAGGUCUAA
Molecule: messenger RNA, 2403 nt
Organism: Caenorhabditis briggsae
Lineage: Eukaryota; Metazoa; Nematoda; Chromadorea; Rhabditida; Rhabditidae
Gene: Cbr-nlg-1
Product: Protein CBR-NLG-1
Exons: 15
Coding region: 1-2403 (800 amino acids)
Biological process (GO): synaptic vesicle endocytosis; neuron cell-cell adhesion; modulation of chemical synaptic transmission
Cellular component (GO): synapse; cell surface
Molecular function (GO): neurexin family protein binding; signaling receptor activity
Source: RefSeq, a predicted model, not a curated record